Molecule: messenger RNA, 1731 nt
Organism: Mustela erminea (ermine)
Lineage: Eukaryota; Metazoa; Chordata; Mammalia; Carnivora; Mustelidae
Gene: SPATA6L
Product: spermatogenesis associated 6 like
Exons: 13
Coding region: 100-1608 (502 amino acids)
Biological process (GO): spermatogenesis
Molecular function (GO): myosin light chain binding
Source: RefSeq, a predicted model, not a curated record
GCCCACGAUGAAAGCCCAUAGGACCACAAGCACCCUCAGCGGAAUGGCCAGCACCAAGUGGUUCAGGAUGAACCGCGACACCAGGGCGGCCCUGGUGGCAUGGCCCGAGGGGAAGGAGUACUUGUCCACCGAGAGGGUGACAAACAUGUCCAUCUGGUUGUGAGCCGGGCGGCGCCUGCGCACCAGCCCCUUGAUCAGGGCCACCAGCAGCAGGUCCAAGAGAAGGGCGAAGAGCAGGUUCAUGAGCACCUCGCGCCCGGCCCAGCUGUCGCUCCUGGCCAGGCAGUAGAGGGUCCCCAGGAGCCAAGGGAUGCCGUGUCCCGAGAUCUCCAGCAGCUUCAUGAGGGGCCGCAUGCUACCCCAGGACGAGCUCUCCCCGGCGCACACCCCCAGCUUCUUGGACAGCCACAGAUUUCUUGCCCAGGCGUGUUCCUUCCUGACAAACAAGAUGUGUACCUGGGGGUGUACCUCCUAAAUCAGUACCUGGAGACGGACUGCUUUCCCUCGGUGUUCCCUAUUAUGAUUCAGCAGAGCAUGAGGUUUGAAAAGGUAUUUGAAAAUGCAAUAGAUCCUGGGGCUGUAGCAGACAUUUUAGAAAGCUUCCUAACCAGGUUUGAAUUAAUACAGCUAGUACCUCCAGUGUGGGAGGAGUUGGCCUGCUAUGAAGAAAACACACGGGAUUUCCUUUUCCCUGAACCCAAGCUGACACCUUCACUCCCUGGGAUGUGCCGGGAGGUGCUCAUGAAGACGAUCGAGGGGUUUCCAGGCAUUGCUCCCAAAAUAGAGUUUUCUACAAGGACAGCCAUCAGAGAAUGUGUGUUUCUGCAAAGAAACAGAUUUCCUGAAGAAAGAUAUAAUAACUCAGGAAGGCCUUUUUCUGCAACAGAUGGACCCAAACUCCCCUUAAAUAAUACGAAGAGGAAGCCAAAGGACAGUAAUCUCAACAGAUUGCCCCAAAGCGUGCAAACCCGUGCACCCUCUCCCGUUUCCGCCCGACGCUGCUUUCACGACCAGCCUGCUCAGCUGAACCUUGGAAAUAACAUCAGGCUCUCCGGGGGAAGCAAACCUCCAUUUGUAGUGAGACACGUGGACAGUGCAAAGCCUUUUGGCGAGAAUAUUUCAGAGUAUCAGUCCCGAAAGUCGAGAAGAAAACUUAAGUUUUCAACCUUGCCUUUUCCGGGGAGAAGAGCUGCUUCUCUUGACAGCCUUGCCGCUAACGUAAAGGUUAUCAAAGAGCCAGAUGAACGGAUUGUUUUAAGGAAAGAAUCAUCGUCACCUUUCGAUUCAAGUAAGUUCGGAAAACCCUCGCCCAGUUACAGUAACCAAGGGGAUGCCGAUUUCCUCGGGGAAGCUUCGUUCGCCGCCUCCCAGCAUUCCAGAUCCGCCAGCCCUCCUCGGGAUGAGCCCCUUCUCUGCGACGAAAGGUUCCACCCUUGCUCUCAGUCCUCCUGGAGGAAGAUCCACGAAAGGGUAUGCAAUCUCCUGACAUCCCACAGAGCUCAGCAAAACCUGCACAAGGAAUAUUCUGUCUCUGGAGCAAAGUAUAUCAUUGAAAGACCAAGCUACCUGGUGAAGGGAUACCCAGUGCAUGAACAGAGAUAUUUUUAAGCUGCUGUCUUUUCACGUGCAGCGCGUGCAACUUCCAGCUGCACAAGCGACCCUGAAGCAGAGCGGGGGGAGCGUCGGGGACAACUCACUCAGGGAGCCCACGGACUCGUCCUUAGAGAAAGG